This is a messenger RNA of Malaya genurostris, 1495 nucleotides long. RefSeq lists its product as uncharacterized. Bases 367 to 744 code for a protein of 125 amino acids. Lineage: Eukaryota; Metazoa; Arthropoda; Insecta; Diptera; Culicidae. The transcript has 2 exons. The record is from RefSeq and is a predicted model, not a curated record.
UCAAAUACGUGUAAAUAGACAUGUAAAGCUACUGUGGCAUUUAAAAAUCAAGAUUACUUUUAUUCUACGUCGCAAGAAUUGUUUGAUGAUGGAAAACAUUUGCAAGCUAACAUUCCGGUCAGACUUAAUUGCGGGGAUUUCCCCUAACCGUAUAAACCUGUUUGAAUAAAAUUUGAAUUCAUCGUCUGCCACGGAAUUAUUCUUUAUUCUUUAUUUCACUUUGCGUGUUAUCUUGAGACCAAACCUGGUUCGUCCAAACCCAUCUAGAAUGCUUAUAAAAGCGAGGAGAAAAAUAUACACAAAUUUCAGUGCGUCGUUGAUCGACAGAGGAUUUUGAAGUGUUUGUUAUUUUGGCGAAACCCUAAAAUGAUUAAGGAACUGAUAGUAAUCGGUGCAUUGAUUGCUGCAUCUACAUGUUUCCCCGCGGUUGAGCAAACCGUAGCUGUAGUACCUGCGGUUAAAAGCAGUGCCGUCGUGGUGCAGACUGAAACCGACGAUGCUUCGGAAGAGCUAGAGACGGCGGAAUCGGCUCACCACCGUGGGCAUCAUCAUCACCACCAUCAUCAUCAUGGGCACGGAGGUUUCGGUUACGGUGGUUACCGCGGAGGAUAUGGCGGCUAUGGUGGUGGUGGAUACGGUGGUCCCGGGUAUGGAGGAGGAUUCGGUCCCGGGCUCGGUGGAGGUCUUGGAGUAGGAGUUGGAGUUGCGGUCGGAGUUGGGGGCGGUGGAUUUAUCGGAAAGUAGUACAUCAAUAAAGUGGAACCUUUUAGAACGUACCUGUCAUAAAACAAAAUAGUUAAAAUCACAUUUCCAUAGAACAUCACGGUAAGCUUCUUUCUUAAUUCGAGUGCAUCCGUCACAAGUGAAUACGACGUUCCCACAGCCGUAUCAGCUAAUCGAACAUCAUUAAUCAUUUCACAUACGACCCGCAUAAUAAUUCACCUAACAGUGCUUCUCUGGUUGAUAUUUUUAAUAAUCAUCUUCAAACCGUUCCGUAUCAGAUAACCUCGCAUUUUUUGUGUGAUAAACGUAACAAACGACGACGUGAUGGAUCGAUGCCGAAGUUGGUGCGGUCAGAAUGUGCAUUUUCGAAUUAUUAUUGCAAUCAAUCAGAUACUGAAGCAACCCAAGGUCUGCUUCAAUGCACCGUUUUACGAGUGUGGCAACCGGUUCGAAGAUGCAUUUUUGUCCUAGUUAGGAGCUUAAGUGCGGAGUACAUCGAUGAUUACCCCUGGUGCUAUGCUGAAGUCGUAUUUAGAUGGUGGCGGAACGGCAUCAUUCUGUCAUGUAAACAAACGUGCCCGGUGCGAACAUCAUGAUCGUCGGUAAUGAAUAUGUUUGUAUGAUUUGUAGGAACUGAUUUCAUGGAACAAAUGAGCUGACAUGUGAAUAGUAGUAAUAAAUUUAAAUAAAUUUACUCGACUACGCACCCCUGGUGGUCGGUUUAAUGAAUGGGAGUACUACGUCAUUGGCGGUGAUGAGUUUCAAACAUUCU